AUGUCUGCCGCAAAUGCCAAAAUCAUAUCCACUAGCCCUCUGUCCGAUGGCGAGGCGAGAUGGAUCAAACUCAUCAAAAUCAACUACCAAGACGCAAAAGGCACCCCCCGAACCUGGGAGUCUGCCGAGCGACGCACCCGCCCUGCCAACACUGACAUCGAUGGCGUCGGCAUAGUCGCCAUCCUCGACAAACCCACCGGCAAGGAGAUCAUCCUCCAGAAGCAGUACCGCCCGCCCAUCGGCAUGGUGACCAUCGAAGUACCCGCCGGUCUUGUCGAUGCAGGCGAAUCGGCGGAACAAGCUGCCGUCCGUGAACUUCGCGAGGAGACUGGCUAUGUUGGUGUGCCUACCGAAAGCUCACCCGUCAUGUACAACGACCCUGGGUUUUGCAACACCAAUUUGCGCAUGGUUCACAUGUCUGUUGAUAUGAGCCUGCCUGAGAACCAGAAUCCUACGCCGCAGUUGGAAGAUGAUGAGUUUAUUGAGGUGUUUACCGUCAAGUUGGUUGACUUGUGGGACGAGUGUAAGAAGUUGGAGGCUGAGGGAUGUGCGAUUGAUGCGCGGGUUGGUACCUUGGCUGAGGGGGUGUUGCUGGCGAAGAAGUUGGCACUGUGA
Molecule: messenger RNA, 615 nt
Organism: Pochonia chlamydosporia 170
Lineage: Eukaryota; Fungi; Ascomycota; Sordariomycetes; Hypocreales; Clavicipitaceae
Product: ADP-ribose pyrophosphatase
Exons: 3
Coding region: 1-615 (204 amino acids)
Biological process (GO): nucleoside phosphate metabolic process; ribose phosphate metabolic process
Cellular component (GO): nucleus; cytosol
Molecular function (GO): ADP-ribose diphosphatase activity
Source: RefSeq, a predicted model, not a curated record